AUGUCCCGAUUCCUCCGAUCCGCCAGCCGCUUGGCUGUCAACGCCCGCGUCGCAAGCCCCCGUACCUCCUGCUCUUCGUUCCUGUCUACCGCAUCCUCGAUAUCACCAAAAUCCCUCCGCCCCGCCACCUCCACCCUGCUUCAGACUCGGACGUACGCCUCCUCCGGCACCAAGGAGUACACCGUCCGCGAUGCGCUGAACGAGGCGCUGGCCGAGGAGCUCGAGGCCAACGAGAAGAUCUUUAUCCUUGGUGAGGAGGUUGCUCAGUACAAUGGUGCCUACAAGGUGACCAAGGGCCUCCUGGACCGCUUCGGCGACCGCAGAGUCAUUGACACCCCCAUCACCGAGUCGGGCUUUUGUGGUUUGGCCGUUGGUGCCGCGCUGAGUGGCCUGCAUCCUGUGUGCGAGUUCAUGACCUUCAACUUCGCCAUGCAGGCCAUCGACCAGAUCAUCAACUCAGCAGCCAAGACUCUUUACAUGUCCGGCGGCAUCCAGCCCUGCAACAUCACCUUUCGUGGUCCCAACGGUUUCGCCUCCGGCGUGGCCGCCCAGCACUCGCAGGACUUCAGCGCCUGGUACGGCAGCAUUCCGGGUCUCAAGGUCGUCUCGCCAUGGUCAGCCGAGGAUGCCAAGGGCCUGCUGAAGGCCGCCAUCCGCGACCCCAACCCGGUCGUUGUGCUGGAGAACGAGCUCAUGUACGGACAGUCUUUCCCCAUGUCUGAGGCCGCGCAGAAGGACGACUUUGUGCUGCCAAUCGGCAAGGCCAAGAUCGAGCGCGCCGGCAAGGACCUGACCAUCGUCACUGUGUCGCGGUGCGUUGGCCAGUCUCUCGUCGCCGCCGAGGGCCUGAAGAAGAAGUACGGCGUCGAGGCUGAGGUCAUCAACCUGCGCUCCAUCAAGCCCCUCGACCUCGAGGCCAUCAUCAAGUCUGUCAAGAAGACACACCGUCUCAUGGUCGUCGAGAGCGGCUACCCCGCCUUCGGCGUGUCUGCGGAGAUCCUGGCCCUCGCCAUGGAGUAUGCCUUUGACUACCUUGAUGCCCCUGCCCAGCGUGUCACAGGCGCUGAGGUCCCCACGCCCUAUGCUCAGAAGCUGGAGGAGAUGAGCUUCCCUACUGAGCCUCUCAUCGAGCAGCACGCUGCCAAGCUGCUGAAGCUCCUGUAAGGGAUGAGCAUCGAUCGGCCGGGGUCGACAACAGAAGGACGACGGAUUUGAGGCGGUUUGUUGGCCAGUCGUGCCGACUGCACAGCAUACCGUUGCGAACGGAGCAGGAUAACCCGAGCGGAGGGCAAAGUUGAUUGAUAUCCAGACCUACUUCAAAAAAAAAAGGUGUGAUGUCAGUCGUGAAAUAACGGAUCGGCGGCCCUCCUCCUUGUCAUUGGUUAGUUGGCAUAGACU
Cryphonectria parasitica EP155 is the source of this 1398-nucleotide messenger RNA. RefSeq lists its product as uncharacterized. The transcript is spliced from 2 exons. Lineage: Eukaryota; Fungi; Ascomycota; Sordariomycetes; Diaporthales; Cryphonectriaceae. Gene Ontology annotation, biological process: pyruvate decarboxylation to acetyl-CoA. The record is from RefSeq and is a predicted model, not a curated record. Gene Ontology annotation, molecular function: pyruvate dehydrogenase (acetyl-transferring) activity. The coding region runs from base 1 to 1164 and encodes 387 amino acids.